This is a messenger RNA of Vanessa atalanta (red admiral), 675 nucleotides long. It is a transcript of the gene Lsm12a, whose product is annotated as protein LSM12 homolog. The transcript is spliced from 3 exons. Bases 92 to 652 code for a protein of 186 amino acids. The record is from RefSeq and is a predicted model, not a curated record. NCBI's taxonomy places the organism in Eukaryota, Metazoa, Arthropoda, Insecta, Lepidoptera, Nymphalidae.
AUUGUCAAUCAAAAAUUCAUGGCGGAUCGACUUGCAACAAAACAUUAAAAUCGCGCUAAUUAUUAACAAAACAUCAAAUUAUCAAAACAAAAUGUCGACAGUCGUAUCUGACUGUUUCACUAUCGGCAGCAUAGUCGCUACUCGAACAUGUUAUAACGAAGAUAUUGAAGGCGAAGUAUUAGCUUUCGAUCCUCAGACUAAAAUGUUAAUUUUGAAAUGUCCCUCAUCUAGUGGAAAUCCUAAGCGCCACGACGUUAAUAUCGUCAACCUGUCGCUGGUUAGCGACGUUCAGAUCAAAAAAGAAGUGACCACUGUCCCGGAACCACCACAGUCUUUAAAUUUGCACAGACUCAACACGAGAGUUAGAAACUCCAUAGAAAACAAGAGGAGAUUAGUUUCAGCAUUACAAGCCUGUCUAGAUCCGGAGGGGCAGAGAUUGUUCCUCGCUAUCGCUAGAGUUAUAGAAGAUGUAUCGUGGUCUGGACAGAGCAUUCGUGUCUACAAUGAAGUAACAAUAACGCCCCCAUAUAAGGUUGAAAACGUAUUAGGCGAGCCAGAAUCGAAGCCAUACAAUUACAUACGGAAGUUCGUUGAACGACACUGGAGGGAUCACCGAGACCACGCCGCUGCUAACUCUUCAAGACUCCAAUAAAUAAAUAUAUACCUUCCAACUUG